Messenger RNA from Pyrus x bretschneideri (Chinese white pear), 511 nucleotides. RefSeq lists its product as uncharacterized. The record is from RefSeq and is a predicted model, not a curated record. Lineage: Eukaryota; Viridiplantae; Streptophyta; Magnoliopsida; Rosales; Rosaceae. The coding region runs from base 43 to 288 and encodes 81 amino acids. The transcript has a single exon.
CCUUGCUUGUUAAGAAAACUAGAUUAGAAAACCAAGCAGAAGAUGGGAAAGCAAUCUUCACUCUUCUCUUUCUGCAACGUAUUCAAGGCCUGCUUUUCAAGCGAUAAAAGAGACGAUGUGUACUCCGAUGACGGUGGUGUUUAUGUUAGACGGAGAAUAUGUCCCAGUGAUGAAGACAGAGGUAGAUGGACAGCCGAGCCUGGCAUCGACCGUAAGGCCACUGCUUUCAUUUCCAGAUUCUACGAGAGUCGUGUUUCAGAUCCCGAAUACCAAGCUCUCGCAGUUUGAUCUGUACCAUGUUUGGAUUGAGCUAGAAAUUAAUCUAGAAAGUGGUUUGAUCAGACUAGCUGAUUGUACUUCAAUUUUUUGUCAUGCUUCCUUUCUUCCUUCCUCGCCUUCUUCUUCUCUGUUGUAAUUUUUUCUUGGAAGUGUGCAUGUAAUCUGUGAGUUGGUUAACAAAAAACGCAGAUAAUAAAUUAAGUUGUAAAACAUGUAGUUUCCUCCUUCAAAG